AUGGCUGGUCCAAUUUACUUUACAAAGACUCUUUAUCAAAAGAGCAAAAUAUUAAAUUAUUAUCGUCAUGUUCAUCCUACUCUACAAAAUUGGAUUUCCUCUGGUCCAACCCAAGUUUUUCAGGAGAAAAUCAAAUCAGGAGUAUUGAAUCAAGAUGACUAUCAGCUUAAAGUAGUUAAACAUUUGCAAUUUGUCUAUGAUGAUAUAGUCUCUUACACACCAAAAUCAAAUUUAGCAAAAUUUUUUUUUAAAUCUCAAACACCUAAAGGCCUUUAUGUGUAUGGUUCAGUGGGUGGAGGGAAGACAAUGUUAAUGGAUCUUUUUUAUGAAACUUGUGAGACAAAAUUUAAGAGAAGAGCUCAUUUCAAUGAAUUCAUGCAAGAUGUUCAUGCAAGAAUACAUUUGGCUAAAAAAAAUAGAAAAGAAAUUGUUGGAAAUAAUAAAAAAUUAAAACCUUGGGAUCCGAUUGCACCAGUUGCACAAGAGUUAUCCACUGAAGCAUGGCUACUUUGCUUUGAUGAAUUUCAGGUUACCGACAUAGGAGAUGCUAUGAUUCUCAAACGUUUAUUCACGGAAUUAUUCGAUAGAGGCGUCGUUAUGGUCGCAACGUCAAACAGAUCACCGGACGAUUUGUACAAAAACGGUUUGCAAAGAGCAAAUUUCGUACCAUUUAUUUCCAUACUUAAAUCUCAUUGCACGGUCAUAACGUUAGAUUCGGGUAUUGAUUACAGAACGAAAGAGGGUGGAGAUGCCGGAAGAGACAAACGUUAUUUCGUUAUUGGUAAAACAAACGCAGACGAAGAAAUGAAUAAAAUAUUUAAAAUAUUAUGCGCAAAUGAAAACGACACGGUUAAACCGAGGCGUUUGGUAAUCAUGGGUCGCGUUAUUAAUUUAUCUCAAGCCUGCGGACAAGUACUUGAUGCGUCAUUUUCCGAACUUUGCGACACGGCACUGGGUCCAGCAGAUUACAUUUACAUUUCACAAAUAUUUCACACAAUACUAAUAAGAAACGUACCCAAAAUGAAUUUAACGUAUCGGAAUCAAGCGAGAAGAUUUAUUUGUCUUAUAGAUAUAUUAUACGGUAACAGAAAUCGGGUUGUUAUAUCAGCAGAAGAUAAACCUCAAUUUUUAUUUUCCGCAUCCGAAACGAAUUUACUCUCCGACGACAGUCACAGAAUAUUAAUGGACGAUUUGAAAAUUUCUACCGGAUCGGUAAAAUUAUUUGCAUUUGAAAGAACCGUGUCUAGAUUAUCUGAAAUGCAAACGGAUUCUUAUUGGAAACAAUGGGAUAGAAAAACGACGAAUUAA
Pediculus humanus corporis (human body louse) is the source of this 1308-nucleotide messenger RNA. RefSeq names its product ATPase n2b, putative. NCBI's taxonomy places the organism in Eukaryota, Metazoa, Arthropoda, Insecta, Psocodea, Pediculidae. The record is from RefSeq and is a predicted model, not a curated record. The transcript is spliced from 7 exons. The coding region runs from base 1 to 1308 and encodes 435 amino acids. Gene Ontology annotation, molecular function: ATP binding; ATP hydrolysis activity. Gene Ontology annotation, cellular component: cytoplasm; mitochondrion.